Messenger RNA from Dovyalis caffra, 339 nucleotides. The record is from the annotation of a GenBank genome assembly. Lineage: Eukaryota; Viridiplantae; Streptophyta; Magnoliopsida; Malpighiales; Salicaceae.
AUGAGCAAAGGUUGCCUCAAUUCAAUAGCCAAACAAUCCUACAGGCAAACAACAUCGGCACAGAGGGCAGGAGGUGCUUGUGAUCAGCCACUUAAUGAUUCAAUGAGAGUGAUACACAUGAGAGCAUGUUGUGCAAGCAGCUUCAGAGCCGACGAGAAGAUGGUUCAAACAAGUUCUUCAAAUGAAUCCCAAGAGGUUGCUUCAUCAUCAUCUACAAGAAUUCCAGUUGUCAGUUUAAAUUUGAUGAUCGCUCUGCUCUCGUCGUCCGUCUCGCAUGGCUCUGAUGCGACAAUGCACAAGAGGCAUUUGAGUUACAUGGAAACAUAUGAUCUCAAGUAA